Perognathus longimembris pacificus (Pacific pocket mouse) is the source of this 3251-nucleotide messenger RNA. It is a transcript of the gene Ano6, whose product is annotated as anoctamin 6. The record is from RefSeq and is a predicted model, not a curated record. Gene Ontology annotation, cellular component: plasma membrane. The transcript has 21 exons. NCBI's taxonomy places the organism in Eukaryota, Metazoa, Chordata, Mammalia, Rodentia, Heteromyidae. Gene Ontology annotation, biological process: calcium activated phosphatidylcholine scrambling; chloride transmembrane transport; calcium activated phosphatidylserine scrambling. Gene Ontology annotation, molecular function: protein dimerization activity; chloride channel activity. Bases 145 to 2937 code for a protein of 930 amino acids.
UCCCCACGCGGGUUCGGCUCCUCCCGCCUGCCGGUUCUCCUCCGUCUCCCCGGGGCCCGCCGCGGGGCUCCAGAACCCCUGCCUUGACGUCGGGGUCGCCGCCGCCUCCGGUACCGGGGCGGGUUGGGGGUGUGUGGGGAAGACAUGCAGAUGAUGACCAGGAACGUUUUGUUAGACAUGGAGGAGGAAGAGGACGAGGACGACGGAGAUAUCGGUGAUGUUCCCGCCUCCAGGAGGCCUUUUCUGACUCCUCAUUCUCUCCUCCCAGCCAGUCUAGUGUUGGAAAACUUUGAACAGACAAUCAUCCCCAAUUGUGGAUCACUGGAGAACCAGCAGGAUUUCCGAACCCCAGAGUUUGAAGAAUUUAAUGGAAAAGCAGACUCUCUCUUUUUUAAUGAUGGACAGCGAAGAAUUGACUUUGUCUUGGUGUAUGAAGAAGAAGGGAGAAGGGAGAAACAUAAAAAGGGUACAAAUGAAAAACAAAAGAGAAAAAGACAAGCAUAUGAAUCUAACCUCAUCUGUUAUGGCCUGCAGCUAGAAGCAACCAGAUCGGUUUCAGAUGACAAGCUUAUAUUUGUAAAAGUGCACGCACCGUGGGACGUGUUGUGUACAUACGCUGAGAUAAUGCACAUCAAGCUGCCUCUGAAGCCCAAUGACCUGAAGACCCGCUCCUCAGCCUUCGGCACCCUCAACUGGUUCACCAGAGUUCUCAGGGUGGAUGAGAGUGUCAUCAAGCCAGAGCAAGAGUUCUUCACCGCCCCCUUCGAGAAAAACAGGCUAAAUGACUUCUACAUUUUUGAUAAAGAUUCUUUCUUCAAUCCAGCCACCAGGAGCCGCAUUGUUUACUUCAUCCUUUCCCGGGUCAAGUAUCAAGUGAUGAACAACGUCAACAAGUUUGGAAUUAACAGACUUGUGAGCUCUGGGAUCUACAAGGCAGCAUUCCCCCUCCAUGAUUGCAAUUUUAGCUCUCCAUCGGAGGAUCCCAGCUGCCCCAAUGAACGCUACCUUCUGUACAGAGAGUGGGCACAUCCACGAAGUAUAUACAAAAAGCAGCCCCUGGACCUCAUCCGCAAGUAUUACGGAGAGAAGAUUGGAAUCUACUUUGCCUGGCUGGGCUAUUACACUCAGAUGUUGCUCCUGGCUGCCAUUGUGGGUGUGGCCUGCUUUCUUUAUGGCUAUCUUGAUCAGGAAAACUGCACUUGGAGCAAAGAAGUCUGCAAUCCUGAUAUUGGUGGCCAGAUCAUAAUGUGUCCCCAGUGCGAUAAACUCUGUCCGUUCUGGAAAUUGAAUAUUACUUGUGAAUCAUCCAAGAAAUUGUGCAUCUUUGACAGUUUCGGAACCCUCGUCUUUGCAGUGUUUAUGGGAAUAUGGGUGACCUUAUUUCUGGAGUUCUGGAAGCGGCGCCAGGCAGAACUGGAGUAUGAGUGGGACACAGUUGAGUUGCAGCAGGAAGAACAGCCGAGGCCUGAGUAUGAGGCACAGUGCAAUCACGUGGUCAUCAAUGAGAUCACCCAGGAGGAAGAGCGCAUCCCCUUCACGACCUGUGGAAAAUGUAUCCGAGUGACCCUCUGUGCCAGCGCUGUCUUCUUCUGGAUCCUGUUGAUCAUUGCUUCCGUUAUUGGGAUCAUUGUCUACAGGCUCUCAGUGUUCAUUGUAUUUUCUGCAAAACUACCCCCAGUCAAUGGGUCAGACCCAAUCCAAAAAUACCUGACUCCUCAGACAGCCACAUCCAUCACCGCGUCCAUCAUCAGCUUCAUCAUCAUCAUGAUUCUCAACACUGUAUAUGAGAAAGUGGCUAUCAUGAUCACCAACUUCGAACUGCCUAGGACACAGACAGAUUAUGAGAACAGCCUAACCAUGAAGAUGUUUCUCUUCCAGUUUGUGAACUACUACUCCUCCUGUUUCUACAUCGCAUUCUUCAAGGGCAAAUUUGUGGGCUAUCCGGGAGACCCAGUGUACUUGCUGGGCAAGUACAGGAGUGAAGAGUGUGACCCUGGAGGCUGUCUUCUUGAACUGACAACCCAGUUGACGAUAAUCAUGGGAGGCAAAGCAAUCUGGAACAACAUCCAGGAAGUGUUACUUCCCUGGAUCAUGAAUCUAAUUGGACGGUAUCAAAGCGUUUCCAGGUCAGAACAGAUAACCCCGAGAUGGGAGCAGGAUUACCAUCUGCAGCCCAUGGGCAAGCUCGGAUUGUUUUAUGAGUAUCUUGAGAUGAUUAUUCAGUUUGGGUUCGUCACCUUAUUUGUGGCCUCUUUUCCACUGGCUCCUCUGUUGGCUCUGGUGAACAAUAUUCUGGAAAUAAGAGUGGACGGGUGGAAGCUGACGACCCAGUUCAGACGCAUGGUGCCAGAGAAAGCCCAGGACAUCGGUGCGUGGCAGCCCAUUAUGCAAGGAAUAGCCAUCCUGGCUGUGGUGACCAACGCCAUGAUCAUCGCUUUCACGUCAGACAUGAUCCCCCGCCUGGUCUAUUACUGGUCCUUCUCCAUCCCCCCCUACGGGGACCACACCCAGCCCACCAUGGAGGGCUACAUCAAUAACACCCUCUCCAUCUUCAACAUCGUGGACUUCAAAAGCAAAGCCAAGGACAAUCCAUAUGUUGGCCUCGGCAACUACACCACAUGCAGGUACCGCGACUUCCGGAACCCUCCUGGCCACCCGCAGGAGUACAAACACAACAUCUACUACUGGCAUGUGAUUGCUGCCAAGCUGGCGUUUAUCAUCGUCAUGGAGCACAUCAUCUACUCUGUGAAAUUCUUCAUUUCCUACGCAAUUCCCGAUGUAUCUAAAAGCACCAGGAGUAAGAUCAAGAGGGAGAAAUACCUGACCCAGAAGCUGCUUCGCGAAACGCACAUCCAAGACCUGACCAAGGACAUUGGUGCCAUAGCAGAGAGGAUGGCGGAGGCGGUGGAUAACAACAUCCGGCCCAAGUCAGAAUGAGAGCUUCUGCCGAGGGGCGCUUUAAAGCAUGGCAUCGGUUACUGCAGACGUGCGGAUGUGUGAUGAACCCACCCCUGAGAGUGAGGUGCGAGUUCACUCACUUUGGCAAAUGUGAGUCUGAAACUGUUGCCCAUUUCAUGUAUCUUCUGUUUUCUGUUUCAGCUAUCCAGGUAGAAACUGGAAAAAUGUAAAAACUUAGAUCUAGAAAGGGCAUAGAAACAAUCACCUGGAAAACCUGAAUCUGUUACCCCUGUUUUGUCAUUUUUUUUUAUCAAUUGGAAUCUUAGGAACACAAAAUAAUACAGUGUGCUUUU